This is a messenger RNA of Monoraphidium neglectum, 384 nucleotides long. RefSeq lists its product as hypothetical. The transcript has a single exon. Bases 1 to 384 code for a protein of 127 amino acids. NCBI's taxonomy places the organism in Eukaryota, Viridiplantae, Chlorophyta, Chlorophyceae, Sphaeropleales, Selenastraceae. The record is from RefSeq and is a predicted model, not a curated record.
AUGUAUCAAGCUAGUCAUUACCUAGACGAGGCCGCGCGGCUCCUGGCGGAGUAUGAGGCAGCGGCGGCGGCGGGCGGGCUGGCGCAGUCGCAGCGGGAGGCGGCAGCGACUUUCGCCCGCAGCGAGAUUGAAGCCUACUGCAGUGGCAAGAAGAGCAAGCUCUUCGCGAUUGUGCCUGUGGCGGAGGCCGCCGUCAAGGCCGGCGAGGGGCGUGUGCUCUUCCGGGAGGCGACCCAGACGCGCUACCUCUGCAUAGAAGCUGAUGGCUCCAAAACAAAGGGCCUGGCCCGCCCAAGCAGCAUGGGGGUGAGCACAAGGCAAACUUCUGCAGCAAUCGGGCCCGCUCGGCGCGCCCGCGGCCGCCCCGGCGGCCGCCGCCCGUGA